Molecule: messenger RNA, 4362 nt
Organism: Arabis nemorensis
Lineage: Eukaryota; Viridiplantae; Streptophyta; Magnoliopsida; Brassicales; Brassicaceae
Source: the annotation of a GenBank genome assembly
AUGAAUGGAAAGCUUAGCAUUGCAACAACACCCGGCGAGGCCGAUCCUCCACAAGCAUCAAAUUUUGCCGACUCGCCGCUUCCUCCUCGUUUGUUCCCCGAUCCGCCUAAUGUGGACGACCCCAUUCCGAUUGAAGUGCCGCCUUUUGUCCCUGAAUUCCCGGUUUAUAUAUUUUACUUGGGGGAAAGGAAACACGAUGAUCGUAAGUUGGUGAUUCGGUCACACCUUGAAAUCUUGAAAUCAGUUCGUGGAAGUUUUAAAGCAGCCAUGAAGUCGUUGGUCUACAGUUAUAACCAUGGAUUUUCUGGCUUUGCAGCUAAGCUCAAACCUGCCGAGGCAGAGAUAUUGAAAAAUCAUCCUGAAGUUAUUAUUUUUCUGGAAAACCGAAAACUUGAGAUGCAAACGACACAGACAUGGGAUUACUUGGGCCUUUUUUCUACUCCAACGUCUUCUAAAGGUCUUCUGCAUGAAACCAACAUGGGCAGUGGUGCUAUUAUGGGCGUUAUAGACUCUGGGAUAUGGUCAGAAUCAGGCGUCUUCGAUGACAAUGGAUAUGGACCCAUACCAAAAAAAUGGAAAGGACAGUGCGUAUCUGGGGGACAGUUCAGUCCUGCAGAUUGCAACAGAAAGCUUAUUGGAGCUACGUAUUACAUUGAUGGUCUUAAUGCGGAUCUUGAAAGAACUAUCAACAGUACUACAGAAUAUAUAUCUCCUAGAGAUCAUAAUGGCCACGGGACUGAAGUAUCUUCAUUGGUAGCUGGUUCGUUUGUUUCUAACGUUACGUUUCCCGGUCUCCCUUCUGGUUCAACCAUGAGAGGUGGCGCUCCUAAGGCGCAUAUAGCGAUGUAUAAAGCAUGUUGGGAUGUGGAAGGAGGGAUGUGUUCAGUUGCUGAUAUCUGGAAAGCUUUUGAUGAAGCCAUUCACGAUGGUGUUGAUGUUUUGUCUGUUUCUAUCGGCACCUCAUUAGUGCGUAAAGCUAUUGAUGUUGAAAUCGAUAUUGCAAUUCCAGCACUACACGCUGUGAAUAAAGGCAUUACUGUUGUUUCUCCAGCUGGUAACGGAGGACCCUACACUUCAUCGGUCAUUAACGUGUCUCCAUGGAUAUUAACCGUGGCUGCGACUAGCCUUGACCGGUCUUUUGCCACAUUGAUCACACUUGAGAACAAUAAAACGUUACUGGGUGAGAGUCUGUACACAGGACCAGAAAUUGGCUUCGCUGCAGUGUUUUCUAGUCUUGAUAAUCUUGAUCAAAUAAAAAAGGGUGCAGUCAUGGUGUACUUCUAUUCGAUUGAGGCUCCGCCUAGUCCCGAAAUUGUUAAGGUAAAUGGUGGUAUCGGUGUAAUUUAUGUGAGAGAUACGAGGGAUCGUAGCUUUUUUGAAUGUCCCGAAAACUUUCCCUGUAUCUACAUGGACUAUGACUUUGGAACCGAGUUACAUUUCUACUUCGAAACUGCGAGCUCACCCAAGAUUAAGAUAAGCCCAUACAAGACAAUAAUUGGUGACAGUGUAGCAAGUAAAGUCGGAGCAUCAUCGGGGAGAGGGCCUAGUUCAUUUUCACCCGCCAUCCUUAAGCCGGACAUAGCAGCCCCGGGUCUGACCUUAGUAACAUCUAAAAUACCGACAGACCAAGACACCAGCGAAUUCGCUUACUCAGGAACAUCAAUGGCAACUCCGGUUAUUGCAGGAAUCGUAGCACUCCUCAAGAUUUCGCAUCCGGAUUGGUCUCCUGCUGCUAUCAAAUCAGCUCUUGUCACAACAGCCAUGAAAACCGAUCCAUACGGCGAGCGUGUGAUUACAGAUGGAGGUAACCGUAAGGAAGCAGAUAUAUUCGAUUACGGAGGAGGUCUUGUUAAUAUGGAGAAAGCCACAGAUCCUGGUCUUGUAUACGACAUGGACAUGAAUGAUUACAUACAAUACUUGUGUUCCGCAGCUCUUUACACAGACAGGAGAGUUUCUGCUAUAACCGGAAACGUCACUACUAAGUGUCCGACCUCAGGUUCAUCGAUUCUUGACGUCAACGUACCAUCCAUUACCAUACCAAACCUCAAGGGAAACAUUACAGUGACACGAACGGUGACCAAUGUUGGACCCGUGGAUUCGGUUUACACACCUGUGAUCGAGUCUCCUUUUGGAUUCGACGUCGUGGUCUCGCCGGAGAAGCUAGUGUUUGACAAAGGAACCAACAAGGCUAAGUUUACGGUUUAUAUAGUGUAUUUAGGCGAGAGGCAACACGAUGAUCCUGACGUGGUCGCUGAAUCACACCACAGGAUGUUGGAAUCGGUUUUCGAAAGUCCGGAAGCUGCUCGAGAGUCCAUCAUCUACAACUAUCACCAUGGAUUUUCCGGGUUUGCAGCCAAGCUUACAGACUCACAAGCUAAGAAACUUUCAGACCGUCCUGAUGUUUUCCAGGUCUCACAAAAUCGAAAUGUUGAGUUGCAGGGCACGAGGGUUUACGACUAUUUGGGUCUUUCGCCGAGUUUGCCCAAAGGAAUUCUUCAUGACAGCGACAUGGGAAGUGAUAUUGUCAUUGGUUUUCUUGACACAGGAAUAUGGCCGGAGUCUGAGGCUUAUAACGACAAAGGGCUUGGACCGAUACCGAAACACUGGAAGGGGGAAUGUGUAGCCGGACAGGCUUUUGACCCAGCAAAGCAUUGCAACAAGAAGUUGGUUGGAGCAAAGUACUUCUAUGAGGGCUGGAAGGAGAGCAAUCCUGGGGUCAAACUCGGUAGAAAUGAGUUUAUUUCCGCUAGAGAUGGUGGAUUACACGGAACGAUGACUUCUUCAAUUGCAGCCUCUUCAUUCGUGCCUAAUGCGUCAUAUAUAGGAGGUCUUGCCCAUGGAGUCCUGAGAGGCGGUGCUCCAAAGGCUCGUAUAGCUAUGUACAAGGUUGUUUUUCACAAAGAGUUUGGUGGAAUCGUUGCGAGUGUGAUGAAGGCAUUUGAUGAGGCCAUAAAAGAUGGCGUUGACGUAUUGUCGGUUUCAUUGAGCUCAACGUCGAUGCCUCUCCGUCCAUAUACCGCUAUUACGGAAGAUCUCGAGAUUGGAGCGUUCCAUGCGGUGACAAAGGGCAUUCCGGUUAUAACUGGUGCUGGUAAUGCAGGCCCUGACGCUUACACUGUGAGUAAUGUUGCUCCGUGGCUUCUCACAGUUGGUGCAACAAGCUUGGACCGUAGCUUUCAUGUAGACUUGACAUUUGGAAAUAACAUAACCAUAUCGGGUCAAUCUUAUUAUACAGCUGAGGAAAUAUCUGGUGAUUUAGUUUGCGUCGAAGACUGGAGAAAGAUCCCUUCUAGCGUCGACGGAAAAGUUGGCCUAGCAUUUGUGGAAGAUGAUCAGGACUCGAGGGAAGCUGCGAUGUCAAUAGAUAUCGCCCAAGCCUCAGCGGUGAUCAUUGCACGAAGUUCUGAUAAUAUACCUGAAGAUAUGUACGGAACCCAAGUCGUCUUCGUAGACUAUGAGGUCGGAUCUAAGAUUCUACAAUAUAUGCAUUCGUCAAGUUCACCCACGGUUAAAAUAACUACUGCUAAAACGGUCGUGGGGCGUCCUCUACCGACUACAGUUUCGGGAUUCUCAUCUAGAGGGCCUAGCUCCCAGUCUCCAUCCAUUCUCAAGCCUGAUAUAGUAGCCCCUGGUAUGAUGAUUCUCGGAGCUGUCCCUGGUAUCUCGCCCUAUCGCAAUAAAUUUGAGAUUGGUCAAGGAACAUCUUAUUCCACUCCCGUUGUUGCGUCAAUUGUCGCACUUCUCAAAGCUUUACACCCGGACUGGUCUCCUGCUGCGCUAAAAUCCGCCAUUAUGACUACAGCGUGGAAGACCGAUCCUCACGGGCAGCCAAUCUUUGCGGAAGGAAAACCACGGAAACUGGCUGAUCCAUUUGACUACGGUGCAGGACUCGUAAACGCGGAAAGAGCCAAAGAUCCAGGACUCGUUUACGACAUGAACCUCGACGAUUACAUCCACUAUUUCUGCGCCUCUGGUUACAACGACACUUCAAUCACCAUACUCACCGGAAAACAAACUAAAUGCGGGACUCCGUUACCAUCUCUUUUCGACGUUAACUAUCCUGCCAUCACGAUUCCCGACCUUAAAGAAAGAGUAACCGCCACAAGAACAGUGACUAACGUUGGACCUGUGGAUUCGGUUUACAAAGCCGUGAUCGUUCCUCCGAAAGGUGUAAAGAUUACUGUUGAACCCGAGACUCUGGUUUUUAACUCGAGCACGAAGAAACUUGUGUUUAAAGUAAGGGUCUCGUCGAGUCACAAGAGUAACACUGGUUACUUUUUUGGUAGCUUCACUUGGACUGAUGGUACUCGAAAUGUUACCAUUCCUUUGUCUGCGAGGACUCGUGUUUUACACUUGGACUGA